AUGUCUAAACCUUCUAGCUCAACACCAAGAAAAAGCACCAAAGAUCAAUCGGCCCCUAGGAUUGCUUGUGCUAAUGUGGAUCAUUCAGAUGUUGUAACUGAUGUUGUUCCUCUCUCCAUUGUUCCAGGGCAUGUUCCUACUAAAAGGAGGCCUAUAACACCUACUAUGAAAAAGGCUAAGCCUUCAUCUGUGAGUAAAUCUUCUAACCCCUAUGGGUCGGUUCAAAUUCCUUCUAGUGAGAUUAGGAAUAUUGAGCCCUCGAUUGCUGUCAAAAAACCUCACUCUAUGACUAGCUUAUAUAUUGAUCCCAUUAAAACCACUGAUGUCGAACCUGAUGUUGUUGCAUCUGCUAAAGGUUCUAUUGUUCCAAUAGUAGUGGAUAGUGUUGAAUCAUCUGAAAAAUCUAACUCUAGUACUGUAAGUCUAGAUAACCCUAGAUAUGAUAAGUCCCUAGGUCAAUCUAGUAUGAAUAUUGUUGAUAAAGAUAGUGUUGAUAAGAAUAUUCAUGUGUUAAUCUCCAAAAUAUUGAAUGUUGAACCUAAGUCUGAUGUUAUGUCGGAUGUCACUACAUCCUUGGGCCAAGCUGAUCAUCCUAUUGAAACCUCUCUUGAAAAAUAUGAUGGAAAAUCUGAUAGUGAGUCUUUUUCAAUUAAGUCACCUAAAAACUCUGAUGAGAAAGAUGAUUUUGAUAUUAUGUUUGUUGAUAUGUCUGACAAAGAUAGAUUGGCUCCCGGGAUAGCUAAGAGGUUAAAGAAUAGAAAAGGGAAAGUUGUUGAGUCUACAAGAAAGCCUCCCAAGGCUACCAAAACAAGUCAAAGUGUUGGUCCUGCUAAAGGGUGGAGCAAGGUUGUAACUUCUGCCACCAAGAAAAUAUCUAUAAAGAGGAAGGAAGUCCCCUCUAGUUCUAGUGACUCUGAGUAUGAUGUCGAACAAAAUGUUCAAGACGUCAUGCCUCUAAAGAAAGUUGUUGGGAAAAAGGUCCCUGCUAAUGUGCCUGAAGUUCCCAUUGACAACAUCUCUUUUCACUCUGUUAAGAAUGUUGAAGAAUGA
Molecule: messenger RNA, 1050 nt
Organism: Lathyrus oleraceus (garden pea)
Lineage: Eukaryota; Viridiplantae; Streptophyta; Magnoliopsida; Fabales; Fabaceae
Exons: 2
Coding region: 1-1050 (349 amino acids)
Source: RefSeq, a predicted model, not a curated record